UCCAGAACUAUGUUUCCAUACAUAUAAAUAGAGGACUAAACAACACAACCAUUACAAAUAGACACAACAGUUCCUAACCAACACAUCUGUUGGAAACUGUCAUAAAACUGCCUGUAACUGCCUAACUGCCUGCCCUUUUUUUACUUAUUUAUUUUUAAAUUUAAACUAUAUUCUGGACUGGAAUUAACCAACAAAUACAAGUUUCUUUCCUUAGGCGUAUCAGUGUGUCUUUCAAACUUUUUUUUGCAUGGGUAAGGUUGCAUACAUAUUGACCCCUUAGACCCCAACAGACUUUGGGUUGUAGUCCAUGCAUGUAUGCCUUCUCAUUCAACUUUUCUAUUAAGCAAAAAAUUUCUUUUUUGAAAAUACUUCCUUUUUAUCUAUUAAAAUGACUUUUGUUUCCCUGAAUGUAGAUAAACAUAUCGCAGUGUAAUCGAAUACUUAUUUGUAGGUCAUGUCUGGAUGAAAAUGAGGCAUUUUUGACGACUGCAGACUCAGCUGUCAAGCUACUUCCAGAGGCUACAAAGCCUGUGACCGGAUGGAAAGGUCUUCAGUAUAGGCUAGCAUUUCCAGCUAUAAAACCACCUGGUGCCAAUUUUUAUCCACAAGAUAUGGAUAAAAUGGAAUUUUCAUUGUGGAGAGAGAGUCUCCCGGAUGAUCAAAAGAAAGAAGCAAUGGGAUUCUUUAAUGUAAUCAAAAGGCAUAGUGAAUCUGAGCUGGAUAUUCCAAAAUCUCAAAAUACAUCAAACCCAACCUCCUCUCAUGACCUAUAUAUUGUUCCUUAUUGUGAAGAAUACAACUCUCUUCUUGUUGAAGCUGCCAAGUUACUACAUGAAGCAGGAAAUGUUACGAGCUCACAUAGUUUGGGAAGACUUUUACACAGCAAAGCUGAUGCCUUCCUUUCCAAUGAUUACUACGACUCGGACAUUGCCUGGAUGGAGUUGGACUCUAAGUUUGAUGUAACCAUUGGUCCAUAUGAAACCUAUGAAGAUGCACUUUUUGGAUAUAAGGCUAGCUUUGAGGCAUUUAUUGGAGUCCGAGAUGACAAAGCAACAGCUCAAGUAAAGCUGUUUGGUGACCAUUUGCAGGUUUUGGAAAAGAACCUUCCAAUGGAUGAUAUUUAUAAGUCAGAAGAUGUGACGUCUGCUCCUAUUCGGGUCAUCCAACUUCUUUACAAUUCAGGGAAUGUGGAAGGCCCGCAAACAGUUGCGUUCAAUCUUCCAAAUGAUGAAACAAUAGUGAAGGAUAGAGGAACGUCAAUGGUUUUGCUUAAGAAUGUUUCCGAGGCGAAGUUUAAACUCAUUCUCCAGCCAAUAGCUGAUGUGUGUGUUAGCAAAGAACUUCGGAAUCUUGUGGAUUUUGAAUCCUUCUUUACUCACACAAUAUGUCAUGAGUGCUGCCAUGGCAUUGGCCCUCAUACCAUCAAACUCCCAAAUGGGAAGACAUCAACUGUAAGAUUGGAGCUUGAAGAGCUCCAUUCAGCAAUGGAAGAAGCUAAAGCAGAUAUAGUCGGACUGUGGGCCCUAAAAUUCCUAAUUGAUGAGGAUUUGCUUCCAAAGAGCCUACUGAAAUCAAUGUACGUCUCCUUUCUUGCUGGAUGCUUCCGCUCUGUGCGCUUUGGGUUAGAGGAAGCCCAUGGAAAAGGCCAAGCGCUUCAGUUCAACUAUAUGUUUGAGAAAGGGGCUUUUGUUUUUCAACCCGAGGAUGAGACUUUCUCCGUCAACUUCAAUAAGGUUGAGAGUGUGGUUGAGAGCUUGAGCAGGGAAAUUCUUACCAUACAAGCUAGAGGUGAUAAGGAUGGUGCGAGAAUGCUUCUGCAAAAAUAUGGUGUUAUGACUCCACCAUUGCAAAGAGCACUCGAAAAGCUGGAAACGGUUCAGGUUCCAGUGGACAUAGUUCCUGAAUUUCCUAUUGCUGACCAAAUCUUAUGUGAAAGCCAUUGAAUACUCAAAGAAAGAAAUAAAGCAGGUCAUGUUAUUGAAGUACACAUACGAGUAGGAUUGUAAACAAAAUGAAUAAUGUCGAUUCGAUUCGUGAUUCGUACUUAAAAAAGAAUAAGAAUAUACAUGGUUAUUACUAUUUGUUACAUUUUCAAAUAAAAAUAUGUAUCUAUUCAAUUCGACAAGUUUUAAAUAUAUUUGAAUACAGUUUUACAAAUAAUUAAAUAGUAACUUUUUUG
Molecule: messenger RNA, 2179 nt
Organism: Cuscuta campestris
Lineage: Eukaryota; Viridiplantae; Streptophyta; Magnoliopsida; Solanales; Convolvulaceae
Source: the annotation of a GenBank genome assembly